This is a messenger RNA of Triticum turgidum subsp. durum (durum wheat), 669 nucleotides long. The record is from the annotation of a GenBank genome assembly. Lineage: Eukaryota; Viridiplantae; Streptophyta; Magnoliopsida; Poales; Poaceae.
AUGAGGGCAUCCUCUUCGUCCGCUACGCCGGCGGCUCGUGCGACCGCAGCGUGGGCUGUCGUACUGCUCGCCGCGCUCUGCUCCGUCUCCCUCGCGUCCGCGUCCGUCGACUCCGUCUCCCUCGCGCCCGCCUCCGUCUCUCUCGCGCCCGCCUCCGUCGACGCAGGAUUCUCGCCGACGCCCGCCGCUCGCGCCCCUACCCCCGGCUCCUCGGCGGCUCCUCCGCGCCCGCCAUAUCGCGCCGUCCUUCCCCGCAAGGUCCUCCGCCCGGCAGGCACGGACGUGGACCUCGGCGGAGUCCGGCCGCACCGCGUGGACGAGGGUUGCGCCGGCAAGGAGGACAUCGCCAUCUACCAGGGCCGGGGGACGACGCUGCCGAGCGGGGUGCCGGCGUACACGGUGGACGUGAUGAACCGGUGCUCGGGCGGCGACGGCGACUGCGCGAUCGCUGGCAUCCAUGUGCGAUGCGGCUGGUUCAGCUCCGUCAGCCUGGUGGACCCGCGCAAGUUCCGGCGGCUCGCGCGCGACGACUGCCUCCUCAACGACGGCCAGCCACUCCUCGCCGGCGAGACCAUCUCGUUCGAGUACUCCAACUCGUUCCCCUACCAGCUUUCCGUCGCCGUCGCCACCUGCGUCGACCCGGCCGCGGCCGCGGCCACCUCCCCGUAG